AUGAGUCCUUAGUGCCCUGUGAUUCCUUACUUUCAAAAUAAUCUUUUUAUGGAAAUAUCCUGGCUUUCCAGAUAGUUCAAACUCGUGAGGCUUUACUGAAAUAGUUGAGCACGAGAAGUAAGUUCAGGAGGCAACGGCUGUGCUGGGGCAGUUUACGGCCCAGGAGGUGAGUGCUAGCCCCUGGCCUGUGUGCAGGCUGUCUCUUCACAAUGGGGAGCCAGGCCGCGGUGCUGUCUGCACUCUGGACAUACAGCGUCGGGGUGUCUGAAAAGACGCUUUGGGUGCAGGGAUCGAAAGAGUUGGAGAUGCCUUCGUUUCUUACCUUGUCAUUCCACUGACCUUAGAAAAGGGGCGGGAAACAUCACUUGAAGGUGAGACCUUCAAAGACCUGUGGGAUCGGAAGGUGAAGGAGAAACAUAGACACAACUCUAUAUUAUAGGGGAUUUCCUGACCUAAAUCCUAUGCUUGGUUGAAUUUUCACAAUGCAAAGGAAGUUUUCAUAGCAAGUUCUGGCAUCCUUUUCAGCAGAAAUUCUGUCUUCUCCCAAGGUUUCUCAUCUCAGAAAAGCAAAGUGCCACUGCCUUUCAUUUCUUUGGGUCCUUCUUUUUGAUGCCUGGCUGUACAUCAGGGAGGUACACCCCUCCAGAACCUCACUGUGGAUUCAGACUCACAGGCCAGGCUGAGUGUUUCUCAAAAUCUCUUAAGUAUCUGAAUCAUAAACAGAAGUAAUGAGACCUUGGAGAUCAUUUUGUCCAAACCCCUCCUUAAACAGAGAAGGAAACUGAAGCCUGGAGAGGUUAAGCGACUUGCCCAAGGUCAACAGAAUGCUUUUUCUUUUUUUUCUUCGCAUCGUGACCUGUCGGAUCUGUAGUAACUUUCUCUGGACCAAUUAAAUUCCUAUCACUAGUAUUGUUUUACGAGAAACAGCCCCCACUGGGCCCCGUCAGCAGUAAGUCUUUGGAGCUGUCUCAGCCUGCAGUUGCUUUAUAUAAACUAUCCCUUUUAUGGGAGUUGAAGCAGAGUAUGAAAAGGGUUUUUGUCUCAUGUUGACCUUGUUUAGUCACAUUAACGCACACACUGGUUCCAGGCCCCAUUCCAUUCUCCGAACAUCUUCUGACACGCUGAUAGUGCUGAGCAGAGCAAGGUUGGGCUCAUUCCUCUGGCAGAACCUCGGCACUUGGGAGGCCCUCGUUUCAGGGACAGCUACUUCUCCUGGGCUAGGCUCUUCUCCCCGAACCCCACUGCCCAGCUGGAGCCAGGGACGCCGCCUGAGUCCAACCCCAGUGUCUAUUUUCCAGAAAACGGGCAAUGCUGUGAGAGCCAUUGGAAGACUGUCCUCUAUGGCAAUGAUCUCAGGGCUCAGUGGCAGGAAAUCCUCAACAGGGUCACCAACCAGCCCGCUUAAUGCAGAAAAAUUAGAAUCUGAAGAUGUGUCUCAAGCUUUCCUUGAGGCUGUUGCAGAGGAAAAGCCCCAUGUAAAACCCUAUUUCUCUAAGACCAUCCGUGAUUUAGAAGUUGUGGAGGGAAGCGCUGCUAGAUUUGACUGCAAGAUUGAAGGAUACCCAGACCCUGAAGUUGUCUGGUUCAAAGAUGACCAGUCAAUCCGGGAGUCCCGCCACUUCCAGAUAGACUACGACGAGGACGGGAACUGCUCUUUAAUCAUUAGCGAUGUUUGCGGGGAUGACGAUGCCAAGUACACCUGCAAGGCUGUCAACAGUCUCGGGGAAGCCACCUGCACAGCGGAGCUCAUUGUGGAGACCAUGGAGGAAGGGGAAGGGGAAGGGGAAGAAGAAGAGGAAGAGUGAAACAAAGCCAGAGAGAAGAAGCUUCUACGGCAUAUUACAAAGACUAUUUCUCUAAAGCUCAAAAAAAUCCAAGAUAGUAAAAGCACCUAGUGUGAUAGAUUAUCUAGUUAGGUCAUUUGAGGGUUGAUUGUUCAGCAACAGCAGUUGGUACCCAGCAGCUACUGAUGGGCAUUAAUGUGAACUAGCUGGCACCUUAAGAUACUAACACGGCCAGAUUUCAUUUUGGGAAAUUACCAGUAACUUGCCUGAUCUGUUGAUGUUAGAAAGUAACCAAAAGAAAUCUUUAUCUGGGCAAAGUCAUAAAUUCCCUAACUGAAAGCACUCAUGAAAAAUAAGGCCCUGUGCUCACAGCUCAGCCCAGAAGGUCCCUGGAGAUGGAGAUGUGUCUCUCCCAGCUCCUAACUCCAGAGAAUGCCGUCUCCUCUAGUCCUGCAGCACUUCAUUCUGAAAGCAGUUGAGCCAUUUUAACUUACGAGGCCCAUUUGAUUCCAAAGUAUACUAUAGACAUGCAAACUUUUCAUUUCUCCCCCCUGUUCCACCUGCCAGUUUGGCUGGCUCUGAACUUGCCAUGAGUUUAAGCACUAAGGACAUGAUGCUUCUUAGAUUCUGAAGACCGGUUCCCUGCUCGUGGAUGGCUGGCUUCCUUAGGAAAAUAGAAUCUCUUUUCUUCCAAAAUCAGUAGGAAAUCUAAACUUAUCCCCUCUUUGCAGAUGUCUAGCAGCUUCAGACAUUUUUAAGAACCCAUGAAAAAAAAAAUCCUUGCUAAUGUGCUUUUCUUCUGAAACCAGGAUUCGUAUUUGUGCUGUUACAGAAUAUCAGCUCUGCAUGUGUGGUAAAGAUUUUUGUGUUUGAAUGUAUGAAAAACCAGUUUGCUGAAAAGUUAGUCUUAAUUAUUUAUCGGCCACUAUGAAACAGAUUUCAACUGAUGAAGGGCUGUAGAACUGCACGUACUUUGGAAUCUCCUUCGGGGCAGUCUGACUUUAACACACCUGCCAUUCUAGACACUCGCCAAAGAACUCUACCUACCUUAUGGGUUCCACAUGUUUUCUUCUUGAAUGUGCGUCAGGCCUUGCCCCCAGCCUUCAAAUAUAUCAGUAGACCUGAUAAAUGCACUCAGACUUGCAUCUUUAGGACUUUUUCUUUCACUAUAUUGGCACUUAAAUUUUUCUUUAUAAACUUUUUGAAGGUCAUAAAGACUAUAAACCGAUAUACCUAGUACAUUUCUCUGCGUGUGUGUAACAUUCCAAAUACUUUUUCUUUUCCACUGUUUGUAAAGUGCAGCAAUUUCAUAUUUCAAGGGACUUUUUGAUAGUUCCUCAAGAACCAAUUUGAAAUGACUUCAGUGCAACCCUACACAGUAUCAACUUUAGAACUUUGAUAUUAGUCUUAUGUUACCUUUCAUUCUAUUUUUAUCUGCUUUUUGCUGCUAGUUUCAAAUUUGCCAGUAUUUUUCUUUUUGCUUUUUAAGCAGUUAAACAAUUUUUUUCAUAAUAGCCACAGUAUUGCCACAGUUUAUAAUAAAGGUUUUUAAAAUUUGAUUUAGAGCAUUUGAAGCUUUUCUUCACUUAGUUGUGUUUAGACUAUAAUCUGUGUGUAUAUGUGUGUUGUUGUGUGUGUGCCCGUGUGUGGUGUGUGUGUUUGCUACAGGUUUUUAAUGUCUUGGAAUUGUGUUAAUGUUCUCCCAGUUUAUUAUGCCAUCAGAAUGGUAAAUGAGAACACUACGACUGUAGUUAGCUCACAGUUUUUAAAUAAAGGAUACCACAGUGCAUGCUGUUUGUUCAA
This is a messenger RNA of Leptonychotes weddellii (Weddell seal), 3587 nucleotides long. RefSeq names its product myosin light chain kinase (gene MYLK). Gene Ontology annotation, molecular function: protein binding; myosin light chain kinase activity; ATP binding. Gene Ontology annotation, cellular component: lamellipodium; stress fiber; cleavage furrow. NCBI's taxonomy places the organism in Eukaryota, Metazoa, Chordata, Mammalia, Carnivora, Phocidae. The record is from RefSeq and is a predicted model, not a curated record. Gene Ontology annotation, biological process: protein phosphorylation; tonic smooth muscle contraction.